Molecule: messenger RNA, 1095 nt
Organism: Fusarium subglutinans
Lineage: Eukaryota; Fungi; Ascomycota; Sordariomycetes; Hypocreales; Nectriaceae
Product: transcription regulatory SNF2
Exons: 3
Coding region: 1-1095 (364 amino acids)
Biological process (GO): positive regulation of transcription by RNA polymerase II
Cellular component (GO): nucleus
Molecular function (GO): DNA-binding transcription factor activity, RNA polymerase II-specific; zinc ion binding; transcription cis-regulatory region binding
Source: RefSeq, a predicted model, not a curated record
AUGUCGUUCACCCCAGAUUCAAUUCCACCUCUCACAAUAUCCCAGCCCAAGUCGGUCAACGUUAUGAAACGAGUGAAAUGCUGCACCGCUUGUCGCCGCCGACACAGAAAAUGUGUCACUCAGCCUGGAGCAUCGCAAUGCGGCACAUGUCUAGAGUCAGGGCAGGAGUGUCGGUUUGAGAAUGACAUUCGGUUCAAACACAUUCACUCAGAAGCGCAGAAGGAAUCCGGGCGGAAGUGGGCAAAGGUUUCUCAGAAGAUUUCAUUCACGACACCUCGUGGGAUUGAUGGCAAGGUGCCUGAGGAAGCGGACACGAGGCCGGAGACGAAUGAGUCGGCGACGCAGCCGAUAUCUGAAGGGAUGAUGGAAAUAUCGAUUGACGACCCCGUACACUCCCAACCAGAAGUUGGGUCAUUAGAGCAGGUGUUCAGUUAUUGGGAGUUGCCUUCAAACAUCAUCACGGACUCCCCGAUUGACCAGAACAUGACCCCAGCAUAUCACGCAGAUCACUCAGAGAGUUCGUCACUCCCACGAGCAUCCAUCCCAUUUAUUCUUGAGCCCGAAAGGUCCACUCCCAAUUCCACUGCUCAAGAUUUGACCCACCAAGGCCACAGUCCGGAUCCCUUCGAGUUGACGGAGCGAGAGGCCUUUCUCUUCAUGACCUACAUCCACAAGCUCGCACCUCUUUCCGACGCAUGUGAUGACGCCCGACAUUUCGCCCUCGAAGUUCCCCGUCUCGCCCUCCACCAACCCAUGAUAAUGAACGGCCUCCUCGCCCUCGCAAGUCGCUACGACUCCCGCUGCACCAACACCUCCGACGACAUCGAAAGCACAUUCUAUCACAACAAGUGCAUAAAACUCCUCAUAGAAGCUUUCGCUCAACCGCCCGAGACCUGGGACUCGACGCUCCUCACGGCUGUUGUUAUCGCGCGCUUGUACGAGGAGAACGAUAAUGAGACGGAUUCUUACUAUCAUCACCUCAGUGGGACCCAGAAUCUGUUGAAUCAUGAAGUCAUCGCGCGGUUUGUGAUGCAAGGUGGGCUGGCUGAAGCGGCGAGCUAUCUACGUCUACGUUGUUCGCAAGGAACCGCUUGA